Molecule: messenger RNA, 1239 nt
Organism: Jatropha curcas
Lineage: Eukaryota; Viridiplantae; Streptophyta; Magnoliopsida; Malpighiales; Euphorbiaceae
Gene: AUG1
Product: HAUS augmin-like complex subunit
Biological process (GO): spindle assembly
Cellular component (GO): HAUS complex; cytosol
Source: RefSeq, a predicted model, not a curated record
GUUUUGCUUAAAGGAAGAAUUCGUCUUCCAUGUCCAAGGCUCCAACGGCAGAGAAAGCAACUCUUUAAUUCUCUUUCCCAUCCGAAACAGAAACUCCGAUUGGCAAAUUCGAAAAGAAUCAAAUGAGCGAUAUAAUUUCUGGGGUUGAUACUCCAGUAACUGAAGCGAAAAGCGGCAGCGAUGGUGCUAAAGUUGCAGAGGUGAAAACUUGGCUCGCCUCUCAAUUUGAUGCCGCUGGAAAAGAGGUUCCUGAAUUUGAAUAUACUUCUCGAAGCAUAGCUCAUUUGUACAAUUUGGCUUCUGUUUCUCAAGCUAAGACGCAGGCUGCUAAUAUUCUCGCUAACGAUUUCCGCUUGAAGGCCACUGAGUAUCGUGCCCAAGCUGCAAGGAUUAGAGAGAUAUUGGAGGGUGUUGAAUUAGCACAAGAGGGUUUGCCUUCAAAUGUAGUUGGUUCAGCUCAAGUUCUUGCAAAUGUGGCAAACUUGUUGAACAUAAGAGAUACUGAACUAAGUAGUUUUCUUGUAGCAAUGGGGGAUAUUUCCUUAAGGAAGACUGGAGUAGAGGAAAAGAGAGCUAAAGCACAGAAGGAGUCUAAAAUUCUUCUUGAUUAUACUCGGAAGGCAAUAGCAAGGCUUACCUAUCUAAAAAGAACACUUGCACAACUUGAGGAUGAUGUAGCUCCCAGUGAAGCUCAAAUGGAAAACUGGAAGACAAAUUUGGCAAUUAUGGCAUCAAAGGAGCGUCAAUAUCUGCAGCAGUAUUCCAACUACAAGGCAGUUCUUAAUCGUGUGGGCUACACACCAGAGAUCAGCCAUGGAGUGCUUGUUGAAAUGGCUGAACACAGAAAAGAGUUGGAGAAGAAAACCAAGCCCAUCAUGGAUGCUUUAAGGAGUUACAAAGACUUGCCACCGGAUAAAACUUUAGCUGCUUUAGCAAUAGAGGAUAAGAAACGACAGUAUGCUGCUGCUGAAAAGUAUCUUGAAGAUGUAUUGCAGUCGGCCCUUGCCACUUCAGAUUAACACCAGAGCAUAAAAAUCGUCGUCGUAUUUCUGUAUUUAUUCCUGUACUUAAUUUUUGCUGUUGCAGAACUUAUGAAGGGGUUCUCUGUUUCUGGUUUUUUCUUUGUUGUUCAGCAAGUGUUUCAUUAAUGCAGUGUUAAGAGUGGAAUACAAAAAACAAAAUGUCGUAGUAUAUAUGUUCGACUUGUUUCCGUAAUACUUAAAAUUUUCCUUUUUUUUU